AUGAAGCUAGUCAUUGGAAACACACACAACACCAUUUAUCAAGGGAUUGCAACAAAAAACUACUAUCCAACUAAACAACAAAUAUUAAAAAGCUUAGAAUGGUCAUAUCUAUAUAAUCAGCAAUACACUAAAAGAAGAUUGAUUAAGAAAACAUUACAGUCAAAUAUUCUUUUAAAUAGAGGUUUGUGCAGUGUAACUGAAGCAAAGUGGAAUAAAGAAUCAAAUGUUUUAAAUUUAUUCCCAAUUAUUAAAACAUUCUUGGGAUAA
Messenger RNA from Nezara viridula (southern green stink bug), 267 nucleotides. Lineage: Eukaryota; Metazoa; Arthropoda; Insecta; Hemiptera; Pentatomidae. The record is from the annotation of a GenBank genome assembly.